Molecule: messenger RNA, 1514 nt
Organism: [Torrubiella] hemipterigena
Lineage: Eukaryota; Fungi; Ascomycota; Sordariomycetes; Hypocreales; Clavicipitaceae
Source: the annotation of a GenBank genome assembly
GCCCCAGACUCACCUAACCUCCCCCGCGUUGGAGAAGCAGCCCACCUUUUCGGACACGGCGCGACUCAGACCCGGAAACUAUUAUUUCACCAGGCUGCGCACCUUUGCAACUUGAACCUUGACUACUACGAAGGGUUUGUUGACAGGGUCUUGACAUUGGACGAUUCCAUCUCCCAUCACUCACCGGCACCCGCCUGCCUCCUUUCACCCCAUCGCAGCACUCUUCUUCUCCAAACCACCGAACAAGAAGUCAAGUUUCUUUUUGUAACCGUCACAAUGCCCGAGACAGGUCCCAUCACAACGCCUCUGACCACCCUUCUGGGUAUCAAGCAUCCCAUUAUGCUCGCUGGCAUGGCCCACGUUGCCGGCGGUCCCCUUGCUGCUGCCGUCUCCAACGCCGGCGGCCUUGGUGUCAUUGGCGGCUUCAUGUACUCGCCCGGCCAGCUCCGCGACAUUAUUGAAGAGAUGAAGGCCAACUUUGACCGCCCUGACCGACCCUUCGGUAUCGAUCUGGCCCUUCCCCAAGUCGGCGGCAACGCCCGCAAGACCAACCACGACUACACAAACGGCAAGCUGGACGAGCUCGUCGAUCUUAUUAUCGAAAGCGGCGCGAAGCUGUUUGUCUGUGCUGUCGGCGUGCCACCCAAGUACGUCAUUGACAAGAUGCACAAUGCCGGCAUGCUCGUCAUGAACAUGGUCGGCCACCCCAAGCACGCUGAGAAGGCGCUCGAGCUCGGUGUCGACAUGGUGUGCCCCCAGGGCAGCGAAGGCGGCGGCCACACCGGCAACAUUGCCACCUCCAUCCUGGUCCCUGCCGUCGUGGACGUUGCCAACAGAUACAGACCUGCUGCUCUGGGCGGUCUCCCUGCUCUUGUCGUUGCAGCUGGUGGCAUGUACAAUGGCCGCAGCUUGGCUGGUGCUCUGGUCCAGGGUGCCUCUGGCGUUUGGGUUGGCACUAGAUUUGUUGCAUGCACUGAAGCCUCCACUAGCGAGGAGCACAAGAAGUCAGUUGUGGAGUGCAGCUAUGACGAGACUGACCGUACGCUUGUCCUCAGCGGCCGCCCGCUCCGUAUGCGACUUAACCCCUACAUCCGAGCAUGGCACGACCAGCCCAACAAGAUUAAGGAGCUGUGCGACAAGGGCAUCACGCCUAUCGAGCACGAUCUUGAUGAGGGCAACGAGAUCGACCUGCCUCAUCUUAUGGGCCAGGUGGCCGGUGCUAUUACAAAGGUUGAGUCUGCAAAGGAUAUCGUGGAUAACAUGGUCUCCGAGGCACACCAGAUGCUGCAGGUAGGCUCGACAUAUAUUACCAGCAAGUCCAAGCUUUAAGUAGUGUGUGUUGGGGUGUUGGUGACUGGUUGCGGAUUCUGGGCGCCGCUGACUAUGUUAUUUAUUUCAAAAAAUUGAGCCCGACAUAUUGUAUAUUACUACUGAAACUGCUUUUAUCUUUUUUGGCAUAAACAUUUUAUUUUAAAUAGGACGAAUGAAUGACUACUACUAUCUCAUCACCUCUA